GGGAGAGCGCUUGCCAGGCGAAAACCCACCACGUCCUGCAACACUGCCGUAAAGUAUUUUGAACAUUAAUGUUGAACUGGCAAAGCCGCUUGACGACUGGUUUUACCUUCGGAUUUUCGCAGAGUAAUUUGAUCGGGGUCGCCAUUAUUUUUGAGAUCGGUGGAGGAGAGGGACCUCGUGAUUAUUCAUCUUAUUGUAUGUCCAGGUGAGCAAAAGUUCAACUUCUCCGCUGUCCAGGUUUUACAGAUGUAUAAUUUUGGGGAGUAUGAGGAUAUGUCCAUUUCUCCAUACUGGACAAGGGUUAUGGUGAUUGCAGUUCGGUCCUUUCGGAGUUCUACCAUGCUCCAGGUAAGUCCAUGUGGGUUGUUGCGUCCGUCUUGGGCCAAAACUGUUCCUCAGUCCAAUCCCAGAUCUCCAAGAAUUCCCGGACCUCAGAGAAAAGGGAAAGUGAGGGACAGCCGAGAGAAGACCGCAAGAACAGGCAUGGAGUUGAACAUUGUUAAUAUCUUAAGUUACAACACUUGU
This is a messenger RNA of Dicrocoelium dendriticum, 525 nucleotides long. The record is from the annotation of a GenBank genome assembly. NCBI's taxonomy places the organism in Eukaryota, Metazoa, Platyhelminthes, Trematoda, Plagiorchiida, Dicrocoeliidae.